Messenger RNA from Vigna radiata var. radiata (mung bean), 5453 nucleotides. RefSeq names its product formin-like protein 18. The transcript is spliced from 17 exons. Bases 469 to 5142 code for a protein of 1557 amino acids. The record is from RefSeq and is a predicted model, not a curated record. NCBI's taxonomy places the organism in Eukaryota, Viridiplantae, Streptophyta, Magnoliopsida, Fabales, Fabaceae.
ACAUCAUGAUCACAAUUGACCACAUACACAUGUGUUCAUUCUCACAAAACAAAAUGUUAAGAUACGGACACAGAAACACAGAUUGCGUUAGAGAGAGAAACCUCGGAUCGAAAUUGUUCUUCUAAAGUUCUUAUUUUUCUAACAACUAACCAUAUAUUGUUCAACUCUUUCCAUUUGAAUAUGACAUUAUGUAACUGAGGAUUGAGAUAGAUAUAGUGUGCAUGUGAAGACAAGGACAUUUCCAGAAAAAAAGUGUUUCUUAAAGACCCAGCAAAAAUCCAGGCCUCUGAUUCCUGAAUACACACUCCCUACAAUGCCAACACCAAUACUGUCUUCACGAUUACGAUUGCAAUCUAUUUCUAUUUGGUGGGGGAUCUGAAAAAUUUGAGCUUGGAUGCAAUGUGGGUUGAAUUAGGGCAGUUAUAGGUGUCCUACCUGUCAGGGUGACCCUCUUGGAUCUUCCACACAAUGGCAUUGUUCCGCAAGUUCUUCUAUAAGAAGCCCCCAGAUGGGCUUCUAGAAAUCACUGAAAGGGUUUAUGUCUUUGAUUACUGCUUUACCACGGAUGUUAUGGAAGAAGAAGAAUAUAGAGUGUAUCUAGGAGGAAUAAUUGGGCAACUUCGUGGUCACUUCCCUGAUGCUUCAUUUAUGGUGUUCAACAUGAGGGAGGGAGACUGCCAAAGCCAGAUUUCAAACAUUUUGUGUGACUAUGAUAUGACUGUGAUAGACUAUCCUCGACAGUAUGAAGGGUGCCCAUUGCUUACCAUGGAGAUGAUCCAUCAUUUCUUGAGAUCAGGUGAAAACUGGCUUGAACUUGGGCAUCACAAUGUUGUCUUGAUGCAUUGUGAACGAGGUGGGUGGCCGUUAUUAGCAUUUAUGCUGGCUGCACUCUUGAUUUAUAGAAAGAUGUUUACAGGGGAGCAAAAAACACUAGACAUGAUAUACAAGCAAGCUCCUCGGGAACUUCUGCAGUUGAUGUCACCUUUGAAUCCUUUACCUUCACAAUUGAGAUAUCUUCAGUACAUAUCAAGAAGAAAUGUUGGUUCAGAAUGGCCUCCUCUUGAUAGGGCACUUACAUUGGACUGUGUAAUUAUAAGACUUAUUCCUAACAUGGGUGGAGAGGGUGGCUGCCGUCCUAUAUUUAGAAUAUAUGGGCAAGACCCUUUUAUUCCUGCAGAUCGAACUCCCAAAGUUCUCUUCUCAACUCCAAAAAGGAGCAAACUUGUUCGCUACUGUAGGCAGGUGGUACCCAAGUCCUUUUACCCUAAUUUAAUAUGCUUUUUAACACCCUUUAUUUUGUUCUUACUACCUAUAUUGAGAUGUUCCUUCCAUUAUAUGUUCUUACUACCCGAAAUGUUUUUUCUUUUUUCAUAUUUGUUUCAGUCUGACUGUGAACUGGUUAAGAUUGACAUCCACUGUCAUGUUCAAGGUGAUGUCGUUUUUGAGUGUAUUCAUCUGCACAGUGAUUUAGAGCAUGAAGAAAUGAUGUUUCGGGUGAUGUUUAAUACAGCAUUCAUAAGAUCAAAUAUUUUGAUGCUUAACCGUGAUGAAAUUGACAUACUAUGGAAUGCUAAAGAUUGCUUCCCUAAGAAUUUUAGAGUGGAGGUUCUUUUCUCAGAUAUGGAUGCUUCAACUUCUGUUAUUUCAAUUGAUCUGCCUCAUGUUGAGGAGAAAGAUGGCCUCCCUGUUGAAGCAUUUGCGAAGGUCAAGGAGAUUUUCAGCAAUGUGGAUUGGCUAGACUCAAAGGAAGAAGUAGCAAGUGUGCUCCAACAGAUCACAUCUUCAAAUAUCCUUCUGGAAAGAUUUGAGUCUGGGGUUUCUGCUGCAACAAGUGACUUGCAAAAGGAGUCAUCUGAAAAGUCUACAGCUGUUUUGAAGGCACACAGUGAUACAAACAUUCAAGCUUCUGCAGUUCAGGGGAAACAUUCUACAUCCUCAUUAGGAUCGUCUUUGGAUUUUGCUAUGGGAAAUAAGACUGAACCAUUAGAGUCAAAGACAUUGUCCAAAAAUGACAUUGAGACUCUUGAAUGUUCAGGUCAAGGGAACCAACCUAUUCACUCAUUUGGGCUUUCAAAAGAUUCAGAUUCUACUAAAAGGGGGACUGAGUCAUCAGAAUCCAAGGAGAAGGAUAUUGAGUCAUUAGCAUCCACUGAUGCAGAUUCAUUGGCAAAGAAGACUGAUUUGUUAGGAUCAAAGGAGAAAACAUUUGAGUCACUCAACUCCGAGGCAUUUUUGGAAAAUGAUAGCAGAUUCAAAUGUGAACCUAGGCCACUUGCAGAAAUUGAUAACUCAUCUGGUAGUGCUCCUAUGGAAAAGAACAAUGACCCUCUAGAAUUAAAGGUAUCACCAGAAAAUACCCUCAAGACUUCUGCUUCCACGAGUCAGGGGAAACGGCUUACUCCCUCAUUUGGACUCAUAUCAGAUUCUAGUUCUCCUAAAAAGCCUGUUGAAUCAUUAGACAAUGCCAAGGUUCCAACAUCUAUGCCUCUUGUGGCGAAGUCUAUGCCCUCAAUUGAACCAUAUAAGGAUGCAUAUUCAAUGACACAGGACAUGGGACCAUUAGAAACAAAGUCAUUAACGGAUGGAAAUUCAAUAAAAGAGAAAAUGGGGCAAUUAGAGCAAAUCGUAUUGUCAGAAAAUGAUACCAAGAGUGUCACAUCCACAGCUCAGGGGAAACAAUAUAGUCCUUUACUUGAACAGCCUGUUGAAGCAAGCACAAUUAAAACGAAAAUUGAACCUCAUGAAUUGCAGGUUUCCCUCCAGCUUCCCACUCAAUCAAAAAUAAUUUCUUCACCGGUGCGUCCAGCUGUCCGAUCUGCUUCUGCUUCCACUUCUUAUUUUAACUCCUUAAAAGGUUCACCUGUAGCUAUCUCAAGAUAUCGUAGUGCACCAUCAGCUCUUGGAAUAACAUCUGUGUUGCAGGAUCAUGCAGCAGUGGAUAUCAAAGAAGUAACUCAUGCAGUCACAGUAUCUCCUCCAGCUUCUGUGUUGCCUCCUUCAGACUCCAAGGUGUUAAAUUCUGUAGAGCCUAGUCCUGCAGCUGUUCCUCCAGCAUCGUCAUCGCCUUUGCAUCCAUCUUUACCGUUAAAAACUUCAGUUGAUGCUCUUAAAACCACGGAAAAGACUUUUGAAUCCCUUUCUCCUGCAGUUGUAACUACAUCACCACCUCCACCACCACCAUCUUCUCAAUGUGAUCACACUUCAAAUUUGAUGCAAUCUAAUGCUACUCAGUACCCUGAGAAUACAAAUGAAGGUAAGAAACCAUUGGUUGGUCCUCCUCCUCCUCCUCCAUCCCCUUCAAUGCUCGCUCCUCCAACCCCAUCAUUUUCUCCAGCCCCUUCCCUUCCUGAAACAUCAGUUUCCACAACCCAAGGUUCAUGUAAAGGUCCUCCUGCACCACCACCUCCACCUGCGCUGUCUGGGUUUCCUUCGUCAUUGGGUAUAAAUGAAUCAGUUGCUAUACCUGGCCCUCCUCCUCCUCCCCCGCCUCCACCCCCUAGCCUUUCAAGUUCAGCACCACCAUUAGCACCACCACCACCACCCCCUCCUUCCGCUUCUGCAUUCCAAAAUUCUUUGUCUGAGAACUCCAAAAAUGGUCCUCCUGUACCCCCACCUCCACCUCCUAGCCUUCCUGGUUCAACUCUAUCACCUUCAGCGCCGCCACCACCCCCUCCUCCAGGUUCUGCAUCCCAAAAUUCUUUGUCUAGCUCCACAAAUGUUCCACCUGUACCCCCACCUCCCCUUUCUGCCAAUGGAUUGUCAAAACCUGGAGUUCCUGGACCACCUUCUGUUCCUGGACCACCUUCUGCUCCCGGACCACCUUCUGCUCCUUUUGAUGCAAAGGGUCGUGGCCUGAUGCGAGCUAAUGCGAAAUUUCAGUCUAAGAGGAGCAAUCUGAAACCUUACCAUUGGCUAAAAUUAACAAGGGCGAUGCAAGGAAGCUUAUGGGCUGAGACACAGAAACUAGAUGAAUUUUGUAGGGCUCCAGAGUUUGACAUGUCAGAACUUGAAACUUUGUUCUCCGCAGCUUCUCCAGCUGCUAGUGAUGGAAAAGGAGGAAAGUCAAAUCGCCGUGCCUCUGGGCAAAAAGUUGAGAAAGUUCAACUGAUUGAGCUCAGGCGGGCCUAUAACUGUGAGAUCAUGCUUACAAAAGUCAAAAUUCCUUUGCCUGAUUUGAUGAGUGCUGUGCUUGCAAUGGAUGAUACAGUAUUAGAUAUCGAUCAAAUUGAGAACCUCAUAAAAUUCUCUCCAACCAAAGAAGAGAUGGAAACACUCAAGAACUAUGCCGGGAAUAAGGACAACUUGGGAAAGUGUGAGCAGUUCUUCUUAGAAUUGAUGAAAGUGCCAAGAGUGGAAAGCAAGCUAAGAGUUUUCUCUUUUAAGAUGCAAUUCCUGUCCCAGGUUUCAGAGCUUAAAAGAGAUUUGAAUAUUGUGAAUUCUGCAUCUGAAGAGAUAAGGAAUUCAGUCAAGUUGAAAAGAAUCAUGCAGACUAUUCUUUCUCUGGGUAAUGCUUUGAACCAUGGAACUGCAAGAGGUGCGGCUGUUGGGUUUCGAUUGGAUAGUCUCCUUAAACUGACUGAUACAAGAUCAAGAAAUAACAAGAUGACUCUUAUGCAUUAUCUCUGUAAGGUGCUUGCUGAAAAACUAGGAGAACUUCUCGAUUUCCAUAAAGACCUACUGAGUUUGGAGGCGGCAAGCAAGAUACAAUUAAAAUACUUGGCAGAGGAAAUGCAAGCUAUUAGUAAAGGACUGGAGAAAGUAGUUCAGGAAUUGACUGCAUCAGAGAAUGAUGGACCUGUGUCAGAAUACUUCUGCCAGAUUCUGAAGGAAUUUCUUUCUUAUGCUGAAUCUGAAGUAAGGUCCUUGGCUCAACUUUAUGCCAACGUGGGUAGAAAUGCAGAUGCAUUGGCUUUAUACUUUGGUGAAGAUCCAGCACGUUGUCCAUUUGAACAAGUUGUAUCUACGCUGCUCAACUUUGUGAGGUUGUUCGUAAAAGCACAUGAGGAAAAUUGCAAGCAGAUUGAACUAGAGAGAAAAAGAGCAGAGAAGGAAGCAGAGAAUGAGAAGUUGAAGCUAGCUGCUGCCAAGAAGGAGUCUGAACAGAUGAUGAGGACCACUAUAAAGAGUGGGGAUAUUAAAUGAUAUGAUCCUUUGAAGGCCUCAAAACAAGAGUUGUUCCACAGUGGUAAAGAUCCCAUGUGGUUGGAUGAAGAAAACCCUUUGCACAAGUGCAAAAUCAUCUUGUUCUUGGCUGCAUUGACAUUGAUGAUGACCCUAUAACUCAAGUUCUCUAAUGAAAGAAAUGUCGUGCUCAUGGCAUAUGGCUGAGGAUUAUGUUCAUGUUAAGUAAUAAGCCUUCUCAAAGCUCAUUUUAUGUUGAUAUGUGCACCCUGCAUUGUCAUGAGUUUUUAAUUGACAUUCAUUUCCAUCUCAAUUUGUUCCAUGUCAAGCAG